Molecule: messenger RNA, 864 nt
Organism: Acanthosepion pharaonis
Lineage: Eukaryota; Metazoa; Mollusca; Cephalopoda; Sepiida; Sepiidae
Source: the annotation of a GenBank genome assembly
AUGCAUAUAUAUGUAAGGUAUUGUAUAGAUUUUUUUUUCUUAUUCCACCCAUUCUUUCAUUCAGGUUUUCUUUCUUUCACCUUUGUCUGCAUUGAUUUUCUUCAUUCGCUCUCUUUCACACACUCUUUUUCUUCAUUCGCUCUCUUUCACACACUCUUUUUCUUCAUUCGCUCUCUUUCACACACUCUUUUUCACACACUCUUUUUCUUCAUUCGCUCUCUUUCACACACUCUUUUUCUUCAUUCGCUCUCUUUCACACACUCUUUUUCUUCAUUCGCUCUCUUUCACACACUCUUUUUCUUCAUUCGCUCUCUUUCACACACUCUUUUUCUUCAUUCGCUCUCUUUCACACACUCUUUUUCUUCAUUCUCUCUCUUUCACACACUCUUUUUCUUCAUUCGCUCUCUUUCACACACUCUUUUUCUUCAUUCGCUCUCUUUCACACACUCUUUUUCUUCAUUCGCUCUCUUCCACACACUCUUUUUCUUCAUUCGCUCUCUUUCACACACUCUUUUUCUUCAUUCGCUCUCUUUCACACACUCGUUUCUCUUUAAUUUUCUGCUCAUUUUUUCUUUUUUUCAAACUAUUUUCCCCUUUUUUCUGUUUCUGAUUCCCUGCAACAUUCCUUUAUUUUUCCUUUCUUUUAAAAUCUUCCUUCUUUUCAGUCUCUCCAGUUUCGUUGAAUUUUUUCUUUCACAUUUUCCAUUUUUCCAUAUCUUUCAUUCUUUUCUCUUAUUUUCCAUUCCUUUUUUUUUAUCAUUUCUUUUAAUUUUUUUUCUUUUUUAUGUUUGUUCCUUGCAAUUUUUUUUCCUUCUUCGGUCUUUCUUUUUUUUCUUCUUUUUUUUCCUUAUUUUUUCAUCCUGA